Molecule: messenger RNA, 860 nt
Organism: Rhizophagus irregularis DAOM 181602=DAOM 197198
Lineage: Eukaryota; Fungi; Glomeromycota; Glomeromycetes; Glomerales; Glomeraceae
Source: RefSeq, a predicted model, not a curated record
CGAGAAAGGGCAGUACAAUUAAUUAUCUUUCGUUAUAUGGUUCAGUUGGUGUUAUUCCUCAUUCAUUUUUAACAUCAUUCACCAAUUUAAAAGAUUUAACAAUUUAUUAUGAUUGUGAAAGUUGUGAAGAGGUUAAAGAAUUCCAGAAAUAUUUGGCAAAAUCGAAUUUUCCAGAACUUCAGUUCCUUGAAAUUGACGAUGGCUCAGCAUGCUUUAAGGAAUUGGCAAUGUUAAUUGAAAAAACAAAAGGGUGUAUUACGGAUAUUUCUGUUUAUACAUCUAGUAAAUCUGAGAAUACAGGAAUGUUACUUAAAGCAAUUUCUAAUCAUUGUCCGAAUAUUAAGAACUUAAAUACACAUAUUGGAUCUAGAGAUUUGGUUUAUGUAAAAUCCAUAUUAAUGAAUUGUGGAAAUUUAACAAGUUUAUGUCUUAAUAGCUUUGAAAAUAGUGAUAUAUUAGGAGAUGAAUUGUUAGAGAUUUUAACUAGAUAUUCCCCAAAAGAUUUAACUGAUAUAACAAUUAGCGGGUAUUUGGAAUAUUCUAUUAAUGCCUUUAUAAAAUUUUUUGAUAGUUAUAAGGGGCGUAGAUUACUUUAUUUUUAUAUCAAUAAUUAUAAUAGAGAGCGCAUUACAUCAGGACAUUUAGAAGUUGUUAACAAAUACCAUAGCGAUGGGAUAAUUAUAAGUUCAAAUCUUUUACUUUACGAUCAUCUUUAACUUGGUUUAUAGCGAACUUCUCAUCACAUUAUUACGUUUAACUCUUCAAAUAUCCUUCUUUAUUAUAAAAAAGCUGGGUAAAAUCAGUAGUUAUAUUGAGGUAUUUUUAAUAUAAAUAAAUUUGUUUUAUUAGCUAACGAUGAU